Molecule: messenger RNA, 3497 nt
Organism: Anopheles nili
Lineage: Eukaryota; Metazoa; Arthropoda; Insecta; Diptera; Culicidae
Gene: Hexim
Product: striatin homolog
Exons: 2
Coding region: 35-1573 (512 amino acids)
Biological process (GO): negative regulation of transcription by RNA polymerase II; negative regulation of cyclin-dependent protein serine/threonine kinase activity
Cellular component (GO): nucleoplasm; cytoplasm; nucleus
Molecular function (GO): cyclin-dependent protein serine/threonine kinase inhibitor activity; 7SK snRNA binding
Source: RefSeq, a predicted model, not a curated record
CAGUUCGUGCAUUAAGUGAUCGUUCAAGUACAAAAUGUCUGUGGAAAGCGACAAGGAGCUGGCGGAAAACAUGGCUUUUUCACAGCAGCAAGGCGAAAUCGACCUACUCGCCGAACCGACCGCGACGGUAACUGCUGGAAGCUGCGAGCCGAACGUCGUCGCCACCGCGACCAACGUAGUGCCCGCGAGCGCCGUCGCCAGUGAUGGGGGCGCCACUGGCAGUGCGAACGGUUCGGCCGAAGAUGGUCGACCGUUGGGCACUUGUGCCAUGCUUUCGCGCCAGGAUUCAAAUGACAUGCAGGCGACGGUUUCCCCGCGUAACAGAAAUGACGCUUUUGGCAAUAAUCAAAACCAAAACACGCGCAUUCCAGCUGCCGAGGGUCGCACGAAGCGUAAAAACCGUCGCCGCAAGUCGAAUCGCGGGAAAUCGACUUCGAACCGACCGUACAGCAAGACGCAAUGGAAGUUUCAGCACUCUUCCGGACCGGGCCGUGCGGGGGCCGGUCAGCCGGAGAGGAACGGUGGCAAGAACAAUUGCAACAAGCGGCGCCAGGUGUACUCGGUUGCGGCCAACCGGCGCAUCACGCCGUUUCAGAAGUCCGAUCAACCACCGCUAGUGCCAUACAACACCAACCGCUUCCUGAUGGAGGACCACAUGCCCCAAGUGCUCACGCCAUCAGGUAGAACUCGCGAUUCUAGUUUCUCGAUAGAUUCAGAAGAAAAUUAUUUUUACUCACUACCAGAGGACGAAGAGGAUUUCCUCACCAAGGAAUUUUCCAGCGUGUACGAGAAGGAGCGCUUCGAGCGCCUCGAAGGUUUGACCCACACGGAGUUAAUCCAGGAGUACGUAAAGCUGGCGCUCGACUACGAGCAGCUGGUGCGCCGCAAUGGGUGCGGUGACAGCUGUGGUGGCAGUGGUGGCGGCGGCAAUGGUGGUGUUGAUUGUGAGUCUGGCGCGCUGACGACGGGUAGCGGCGAUGGCGAGCCGCAGCAGCUACAGAGCGCGGAUGCAGCUGGCAGCAGUGACGGUGCGCGGGAGAAACGGCUCGAGGAACGUGUGCGCGAUCUGACGGCGGAAAACAUAGAGUUGCGCCUUCAACUGGAGCACGCAUCACGCAUGGGUUUGGUUCUGUCGCCCAAAUCGUCACCGCGACAAGGAACGCCGGAACGCGACACUUCGACGGCACCUGACGUAAAUGAUCAGGUGGAAGACGCAGAACAGCGUAUACCGAUGGACAGCAGUACCAGCGAGGACAGCGAAUCGGAUAGUUCCAGUACGAGUUCGAGUAGCAGCAGUAGCAGUAGUAGCAGCAGCAGCAGCAGCAGCAGCAGUGCCAGCAGCAUGAGCGAUGACGACGCAGAUGAACCGAUGGGGAUGGAACCAUUUCCGUUAGCAGAGCAAAGCUAUGACCAGCUGGUAAAUGGCGGUUCUGUCAUCAAUGGUGUCAAUCUCCACGCAAAUGGAGCCAGCGAGAUAUGGGAGGACGAAGGGGAGGAGGAAGAGCAUGAACCGCAAUUGCCCGAUGGCGUUGAUGACCUAUCACCCUCACCGAAACCGCUAGCGGUGGAGUAAUUUUCCGUCAAAACAAAAAUUCACGGAUUCGAAGCUGUGUGUGUGAUGAAUGUUUCUAACAUUUUGUAGGAUUAAUUGUUCUCGAAAAGGACAAAGUAUCAUCUUUUAGUCCAUUUUUUUUUGCUAAAUCUAACAUUACGAUCGAAUUCAUUCGUGUUAGAAACAAUGAAAACCCGACAUACUUGAUCUCAAUAUUUGAGAACAGUACAGGCAUAAGGCUCAUUACGAGACAAUCCUUUCUCGUUAGACUCGAUUCGGUUUGUUUUCCAUAAUUUUUAGUUUUAUCGUUGUGCGUGUUAUUUCCCCCUAGUUGUUCGUUUAAAGAAGAACAAUAAAUGUGUGUAUGUUGACGUGAUUGCGCAUACGCACCAUGCGUCGUGAUUAAGCGUUGAUGAAAGGAGAUAUUUCAAUUCCAACGGAUGUAAAGGAACGAACAUAAUUCACAUAAUUUAAAAUCAACAUAUGGGCGUUAUUUAUGUUUUCGGAAAAAACAUCAGAACAAAAAACAACUAAAAAUCAAACUAGGAACGCGUGUUUUGACGCUCGAUCAGAGAAAACAAUUACCAAAUUGAUGUAGAUUAGGGGAAAGUAAAUGAAUGCACUUUUGAAAAAUGUUUAAUGCAUCAUGUUGAAAAAGAAGAAUAAAAAAAGAAAAAUUAUUGUAAAAUGAACAAAAACUAUGCAAUUGAAAAACCACAAAACUUAUUGUUUGAUAACGGUUCCGCUAGAAUGGGUGCGAUAAAAGCUGUGGAAAUAAUAUACAAGUAAAGCGAACAGAAAAACUAUGCAACAAAAUAAAUACGUAGCGUAUGAAAUAUACAUUAUAAAAUUAUAUAACGCAACAAACCAAGGCGACAAUGCAAAUGAUAUGUGAUUUCUCCCUUUCUCUACAAACUUGGAAAAUAUAUAAAAUCAUUAAAUAAAACGUUGACAACCAGAUAAAAAAAAUAGAAUGCUACAUUCUUGUUGAUCUAGAAGCCUCGAAGGAGAUAGGUGAUCAAUGUGAUUCGAUAAUAAAAUAAGAUUACUCGAACGGGUUUAAAACACGCCACAAACUGGAAAUUUUUGGUAACUGCGAUUACCGCGAAGAUGAGGAAUGGCGUUAGGUGCGACGAUGCGCUUAUUCAACAAGGACUUUAGAAAAGCCAGAUGGACCGGGCCUGUUACUUUUGUUUUUGCUGAUCUCGAAUGAGACACAUCACGGCCCUUAGCUUGUGCCCUAAUGUACCGCGAAAAAAAAACACGGAACAAACGAAACACAUAUGUGAUUUUGGCCAGACUGUACUGUGCGCAACGACCCGGAAAGGGAUAGACGAUCUAUCUGGCAAGUGUUUGUGUUAAGGUGUGGUGCCAAGAAUAUAUGCGAAAGAUGAAGAAAUAGGUAUUAGAGUAAAGCACCUGGUUACACGUGAAGAAUGAAAACAAAUAGAACUAAUGAGUAUUUAUGAAGCGCCCGGGAUAGUGGAUAUUAUACUUCGUUACUAUUACCAUUAUUAUACAAACUCAAACAGUAAAGUUACUGGUAUAGGAGGUAACAAAGGCGUCGCAGAAAAAAAUGUUUCAUUAAAGUGAAACAAGAUUGUUUGUCGACAUUGCGAUAUUCACAGAUUGAUUCCAGUGGCGAUUUGGAACUGGCAGCAAAAUAACGCUUACAUUUUGGGAAAUUCCGAUCUAUUUGUCGCCCGCUUAUCGAUUUAAGGGAGCAGGCGAUUAUAAUCCUAGUGAUAUCUUAACGAAGAAGUGAAGAGUAGGAAACGUGGUUGCAGAACGUUCUAUUAUUGUAGACUUGUAAGUAACUAUAAUGAUGGUGUCCCUCUGCCCAUCUUAUCGCCUACUGGUGUGUAGCGGUGAGGCGAAUAGUUUGUCUAAUGCUGUAAGUUUAUGUUGUUUGCCGAAGACAGAUGAAAUAAAGGAUUAAAAAAAU